This is a messenger RNA of Brenthis ino (lesser marbled fritillary), 1383 nucleotides long. NCBI's taxonomy places the organism in Eukaryota, Metazoa, Arthropoda, Insecta, Lepidoptera, Nymphalidae. The record is from the annotation of a GenBank genome assembly.
AUGGGUUCUUCGCAAAGUUCUGAAGUUCCAGGAGGUGGUUCUGAAGGAUACCAUAUUCUGAGGGUCCAAGACGGUUCACCGGGACAACAAGUCAAUCUUGAACCAUUUUUUGACUUUAUUGUAGCUAUAGAAAAUACUAGAUUAGAUCAAGACAAUGACACUCUUAAGACACUCUUAAAACAGAACAUUGAUAAAACAAUAAAGAUGCUUAUUUAUAGCACUAAGACUCAAUCUGUAAGAGAAGUUAUGAUUACUCCAAGUGCAAAUUGGGGAGGACAAGGUUUACUGGGUGUCAGUAUAAGAUUUUGUUCUUUUGAAGGAGCUAAUGAAAAUGUUUGGCAUGUACUUGAAGUACAUCCAUCAUCACCAGCAGAAUUAGCUGGGUUGAGACCCUUUUCGGAUUAUAUAAUUGGGGCAGAUUCCAUUAUGCAUGAAAGUGAAGAUCUAUUUACAUUAAUAGAAGCUCAUGAAGGAAGGGCCCUGAAGCUCUAUGUUUACAAUAUUAAUGAUGAUACAUGUCGUGAAGUUCUUAUUACACCAAAUCAUAACUGGGGUGGAGAAGGCAGCCUUGGAUGUGGCAUUGGAUAUGGUUAUUUGCAUAGAAUUCCAAUAAGAGGUAGUCCACCAGUGCCUAAUCAAAAGCCAUACACUGUAUCAGCACCAAUGGUCUCAUCACAAAAUGUCAAUUUACAACAACAAGUAUUAGUGUCAGAUAUUCAAAACCUUAAUAUAACAACUGAAUCAACUCAUGUGACAAAUGCUAAUGAGGGCACAAAUCAAGCAGAAGUGCAUGUUUCUCAACCUCCAUUUUUAUCAGGUGUACCAAUGGUAAAUCCUGGAUCUUAUAUACCUUCCACUGAACGUUUGCCAACAUCAAGCAUGGCAGAACAGGGCAUGAUACCACCUAGCAUGUCCCAGCCACCUAUGUCACAAACUCACUCUAUGGUGUCAAAUAUGGCUGCAUAUUCUAGCAAUCUAGCAGACACUACAUUGACCAAUUUGGGCAGUAUACCUUCAGUUUCCAACAUGCAACCGCCAGCACCUUUACCAAAUUUACCUGGUAUUCCAAUGAACCAACCACAGCCAUACAUACCUAUGAUGCAAAAUUAUACACAGUCCCAAACUUUAAUGCCUUCGGCUUUAGAGCAAGCUCAGUUACCACCAAGUACAAUUCAGUCUCCCCCGAGCUUAGUUCCAACUUUUGACAUGAGUAGUUUUGCCCAAGCUCCUAUUCAACCUCCUCCGUUAAGCAGUGGUCUACCAAUAGUCACUCCAGUAUCACUACCAGGAAUGCCUUCAAUAACCGUAAGCGCAACACUGCCAGUAUCUACUAUGCAAGAAAUUCAUCAACAGCAAGUACUACAACAGCAAGACUUACUAUCA